GGCCCAUGUACCAAUGGCUGCUCGGGGCUCUCCGCGCCCUCCGCGCCGCCGCCAGACCCCAACUGGCACCGCAGCCCGGCCCGGACCCGCCCAGCGCAAAGAGGCCGCCCCCCAGCAUUCCGUCACCUGUGGAAGAUCCUGACGAUAUUCCUGCAAAGAAGCAAAGAACAGAUAUUGCGCCUCACAGAAGGGAAUGUCUCAUCUGUGGGACUAACAAGAGACCCAAAGACGUUUCUGUGGCCACCCAGUUUCCACCCAAGGCAACAAGUGGAUGCCAGGAGGCUUCGGGCGGUGAUGCCGCUUCUCUGCCUGAGCCUGGAAAAGGGGCUCAGGCCACUUCUGACUCUUCAUUUGAAAGAGCAGCAGACUCUGUGGCAGAUGAGAACAGAGUACAAGUUGCUAAAAUGCCUUGUGACACCAACACAUGCUUGGCUAGGGAGAUGCUGUCCCUUUCUUACAAGGGACUUCCAUAUCUGAGCCCGAACAAGAGUAAUCACCACAUCCAACCAGCUCCAGACAGCCCUGUGACACCUAGACCCCCCAUCAAGGAGCUCCCCGUGCCAGGUCCCACCUCUCUGGGAGCCAACAGCAUGGGGAGGCCCCUGUGUGCUGCUGAGGAGGAUGUUCGUCGAGGAGAAAGCCGGAAAUACAAAGAGUUCUUGAAGCUGUUCAAGAAAAAAUAUUCUGGAGGCCUUAAUUCUCCCCAGCCAGCAAACUUCAACAUGGUUCAGACCCACUCCAAGGAAUCAGUGGCAACUGGGAGUCACUUGAAAGGACAAAAAUCCAGGGGUGUCUAUCUAAGUGUGACACAAAGGGCCAGUGUCAAACGUGGGGAUGUUUUCAGCCCUCAGUUGCCUCAGAGAGGGGUCAUGAUCAGCUACUACACACCACCAGAGGAUUCCCAUGGACAGGGAAUAGCAGAGAAACAAGCUGUUGCAGUGGGCCAGGGUGAAGCUGAAGUGUCCCAACGGAUGUUAUUCCAAUUCCAUGUGACACCUGUUCUGUCCAAGGACUUCUUUUUUGUGGACAAAGAGCCACUUCCACCCUCAGAAAAGCUAGCAGAAGACUUUGCUCCACUCACAGAGGCCAUGGAGAGGGAGGUCUCUGCUGCCUUUGGCAAAGGGGAGCCUGGUGAGAUCCUGAGCAGUGCCUUCAAGCUCAAGGUCACUCGUGAGGACAUCUGCACCCUGCGGCAGCUGUGCUGGCUCAAUGACGAGGUCAUUAAUUUCUACAUGAACCUUCUGGUGGAAAGAAGCAAGAAGGAAGGCUAUCCAGCACUCCAUGCUUUUAGUACCUUCUUUUACCCCAAACUGUGUUCUGGAGGCUACAAAGCAGUGAGGAGGUGGACCAGAGGUGUGGAUCUCUUCAAGCAGGAUCUCAUCCUGGUACCCAUUCACCUCAGAGUGCACUGGACGCUGCUGGUCAUAGAUGUCAGAAAGAAAACUAUCAAAUACUUUGACUCCUUGGGACAGAAGGGAGACAACAUUUGUAAAACCCUGCUACAAUACCUGCAAGAGGAAAGCAGGGAAAAAAGAAACCUGGAAUUGACUGCUUCCGAGUGGACUCUUCGCAGCCUGAGCCCAGAGGAAAUCCCUCAACAAACUAAUGGAAGUGACUGCGGGGUUUUUGUUUGCAAAUUUGCUGAUUCCAUCUCUAGAGACAAACCCAUCACCUUCACACAGGAACACAUGCCUUACUUCCGCCGGAAGAUGGUGUGGGAAAUAAUUCAUCAGCAGCUGCUGUGAGACAUGCACUGUUAACAAAAACACUGUUCUGUAAAAAAAAGAAAAGUAUUUAUUUCUUACUGUUAAGAUAAAUAUUUAAUUUAUGUAAGAGCCUUACUGUAAGGGAACUUUACUUGUUAAUAAAUUAGACUAAUUUAUUUUUUAAUUGAAAACCAA
Molecule: messenger RNA, 1901 nt
Organism: Myiozetetes cayanensis
Lineage: Eukaryota; Metazoa; Chordata; Aves; Passeriformes; Tyrannidae
Gene: SENP2
Product: SUMO specific peptidase 2
Exons: 17
Coding region: 6-1745 (579 amino acids)
Biological process (GO): protein desumoylation
Cellular component (GO): nucleus
Molecular function (GO): deSUMOylase activity
Source: RefSeq, a predicted model, not a curated record